AUGACUUUUUUGAAGGAAGAAAAAGAAGUAAAGAAUGUUGAUGAAAUAAUACACUUUGAACCUCUCACUUAUAAAAACGGAUCCGUAAGCCAGAACAUGGCGGCAAUCUGGAAAAUUGUAAUAAUCGCUGCUUCCGGUGGUGCGGUCAGACAAUUACUCAUCAAGGCACAAGAACGUGGAAUGACUAACGGCGACUACGCGUUUUUCAACAUCUACCUCGUUUCCUACAAGUAUUACGGUGAAAACACUUGGUAUAUGGAUGAUGAAUACGAUGAUCUAGCGAGAGUGGCAUACGAGCGGCCACAGUCACGUGCAUCCAGUGACGGUACAGUCCAACAUGGGCAAGUGUUCACGACAGUUGCAACGUAUAAGGGAAUUGUUGUGGCUGUCAAGCAUAUAAAUACGGAUAAGAUUGACCUAUCCCGAAGUCUUCUUCUAGAGUUAAAACAUAUGCGAGAUCUCCACCAUAGUAAUAUCACAAGCUUUGUUGGCGCAUGCGUGGACACCCCAAAUAUUUGUAUAUUGAUGGAGUACUGUUCUAAGGGCAGUUUACAGGAUAUUCUUCAGAACGAUGCCAUAAAGUUGGACUGGGUUUUCAGAUCGUCACUCGUACAAGACAUAGUUUCGGGUCUGCAGUAUAUACACGGCAGCAUUGUGCGUUGUCAUGGUAGAUUGAAAUCGUCCAAUUGUGUGGUUGACAGCCGAUUUGUGUUGAAAUUAACCGAUUUUGGUUUAGAGAAAUUCAGAAAAGAGGAGGUGGAAGCGGAGAAAACGCAUGCAUGUUAUAGAAAAAUGUUGUGGUGUAGUCCAGAGAUCCUUCGUCAAAAUGACUCGCAGAAAGGUUCACAGAAAGGCGAUGUAUAUAGCUUUGGUAUCAUAUUGCAAGAAAUUGUUUUGAGGACAGAACCGUUUGAAAAUCCAGAAAGUGACCAGACAUUGACACCCCAAGAAAUAAUUGCAAAAGUUACCAAAUGUGAGGAACCUGUGUUCAGACCUCAAAUCCCGGACGGUGCUUGCCCGGCGGAAAUAUACACAUUGAUGCAGAGAUGCUGGUCAGAACUUCCAGAAGACAGACCCGAUGUUCCUGCUCUGAAACACACGAUGUCAAAAAUUAACAAGUAA
This is a messenger RNA of Saccoglossus kowalevskii, 1122 nucleotides long. RefSeq names its product atrial natriuretic peptide receptor 1-like. The record is from RefSeq and is a predicted model, not a curated record. NCBI's taxonomy places the organism in Eukaryota, Metazoa, Hemichordata, Enteropneusta, Harrimaniidae. Gene Ontology annotation, cellular component: plasma membrane. Gene Ontology annotation, biological process: receptor guanylyl cyclase signaling pathway; protein phosphorylation; intracellular signal transduction. Gene Ontology annotation, molecular function: peptide hormone binding; guanylate cyclase activity; natriuretic peptide receptor activity.